Messenger RNA from Cylas formicarius (sweet potato weevil), 1032 nucleotides. RefSeq names its product eukaryotic translation initiation factor 3 subunit F-1 (gene eIF3f1). The record is from RefSeq and is a predicted model, not a curated record. Gene Ontology annotation, molecular function: metallopeptidase activity; translation initiation factor binding; translation initiation factor activity. Gene Ontology annotation, cellular component: eukaryotic translation initiation factor 3 complex, eIF3m. The coding region runs from base 16 to 885 and encodes 289 amino acids. Gene Ontology annotation, biological process: translational initiation. Lineage: Eukaryota; Metazoa; Arthropoda; Insecta; Coleoptera; Brentidae. The transcript is spliced from 4 exons.
UGGUAUUAGUGAGAAAUGACAUUUGCGCGCAUGACAGUUAGCAUCAUCACCAAAAUGGCGUUGAAUUUGGUAGUGAAGGUUCAUCCUGUUGUUUUAUUUCAAAUUGUGGAUGCUUACGAACGCAGAAAUGCCGACACCCAUCGAGUGAUAGGAACCCUAUUAGGAUCUUCCGAUAAAGGAAUAGUAGAAGUUACAAAUUGUUUUUGCGUGCCUCAUAAAGAAUAUGACGACCAAGUGGAAGCUGAAUUGUCCUACGCCAUGGACGUGUAUGAGUUAAAUCGAAGAGUAAAUUCGAAUGAGGCUAUUGUGGGGUGGUGGGCUACAGGACAUGAAGUAACCAAUCACAGCUCUGUUAUUCACGAAUAUUAUUCCAGAGAAUGUGUAAAUCCUGUCCAUCUGACCGUUGAUACAAGUUUGCAAGGUGGCCGUAUGGGAUUAAAAGCAUACAUCUGUGUUUCAUUGGGGGUACCUAAUGGAAAACAGGGAUGUAUGUUCACUUCAAUUCCUGUAGAUGUCACCUGCUAUGACCCCGAAGUAUUUGCACUGCAACUGUGUCAAAAAACCAUAACUGCUGGAAGACCGAAAAAUGUAAAUCCCAUGGUAGAUUUGGCACAAGUUGCAGAGGCUGGUGCAAAAAUGGGUUCCUUACUAGAACAGGUACUUAAUUAUGUUGAAGAUGUAUUAGCUGAACGUCAACCAGCUAACAACGAAGUGGGACGUAGUCUUUUGCACCUUGUAAAUUCUGUACCACACAUGACAACAGAACAGUUUUCCGAAAUGUUUAAUAGUAAUGUAAAGGAUUUGCUAAUGGUCAUCACCCUAUCACAACUAAUUAAGACACAGCUCCAAUUAAAUGAAAAACUCACUCUACUGACUUCUGUGUAACAUUAUUACGAAUUUUUUUUAUUGUUUUAAUACAUUUUCAAUAAUGGAUAGCUUUUUUUACCUGUAUUCUAUUUUGCAUACAAGUUGGGACAGUAGAAAAUAUAUAAAUCGUCUGCAAUACAAAAUAAAAUUAAAUUAUUUCUAAUU